This is a messenger RNA of Trichoplax adhaerens, 1113 nucleotides long. RefSeq lists its product as uncharacterized. Gene Ontology annotation, biological process: protein transport. Gene Ontology annotation, cellular component: trans-Golgi network membrane; recycling endosome membrane. The transcript is spliced from 11 exons. The record is from RefSeq and is a predicted model, not a curated record. NCBI's taxonomy places the organism in Eukaryota, Metazoa, Placozoa, Uniplacotomia, Trichoplacea, Trichoplacidae. The coding region runs from base 1 to 1113 and encodes 370 amino acids.
AUGGCUGAUUCAAAUCCAUUCGCCGAUAGCGAAGGAGACAAUCCUUUUGCUGAUCCGUCGAUCACCUCCCAUACUACUGCAGCCCAGAGUGCUUUGGAAGGACGUCAAAAUCCCUUCGGCGAAAAUACAGUCAGGGCGUCAACGAUGACUGCUUCAAAUUCUACUGUUGCUCGUGAAAAAUCGCCUGCCACUGAGCAACGUACGUCAUCACCUGGCUCGAGACAGGAACCUAAGCCUGAGCCAGCUGUCAUGGAAACGAAACCAGCUGAUCCUCCUUCUUAUCGUGAAACUGCUUCGGCGCAAGUAAACGACUUUUACUCCAGAGAACAGGAGUUAGAACGAAAAGCAGCUGAAUUAAAGAGAAAAGAAGACGAACUCAAAAGAUCUGCUGGACCAGCUGACGGAGCGAGACCGAAUAAUUUUCCACCUUUACCAAAAAAAUGCUGUGUGCAGCCAUGUUGGUAUCAUGAUAUUGGCGUGGAUAUACCUGUGGAACAUCAAAGGCUACAAAGAAUAAUAUACUAUCUAUGGUUUGCAUACGUUUUCUUACUAAUGUAUAAUAUGAUAUGUGGUAUUGCGGGGAUGGUGCUUGGCAUGGAUAAUGGCGCACUUAAUUUUGCUUUAUCAAUUGUUUGGGAUGACAGCUCUAUGAAUUUUAUGCAAUUCUUCUUCGUGUUCUUUUUUCAAAUCAUAUUUCAAUGCGUAUGGAUUAUAGGUCCGGCUGGAUCAGGUACUUGUGGUUUUAUAGGCGGCGCAAUGGCUCUUGAUAAGAAACAGAAGCCACUCGCAGCCAUGUAUUUUAUUUGUGCUAUCUUAGCAACCAUUAUAACAAUUAUUCAAGUUUUUAUCCUGAAGAGGGUCCAUUUUAUAUAUCGUACCACCGGUGGAAGCGUAGGGAAAGCACGAAGUGAAUGGACUCAAGGUGCUGUACAAAGUGAUUUUGUUAAAGAUGCUGUUGCAGGUGCUGCAGCAACGGCUGCUAGAAAUGCUGUGGAUAACGCAGGCAGAACCGAAUAUGGUGCUAAUUACAGUGGUAAUAGGUUAGAGGUGGGAGUUACAAUUGCUAAUUUCAUUUUCAAUGAACAUCAGUUUCUAAAAAUCAACUCUGUAUAA